CUGUGAAAUGGACUCAACUAAUGUCACGUCUAUUUUUUGUUUAUUUCACAAAAUUCUACAAGCUAUAUGAUUUAAGUUAAAUUAUUUGUUUGGUUUAACAUCGGACAAACUUCACAGCGACACCGCCCAUAGUCGUCGUCAUUCAUCCUGGGUCACCGAAGCACAGAGAGGAGGGCGCACGUCUCUGUGUUCAAGGUUCCUCGCAAUGGAGCUGGCUCACAGUCUCCUGCUCAAUGAAGAUGCUUUGGCCCAGAUCACUGAAGCAAAAAGGCCCGUCUUCAUCUUCGAAUGGCUCCGGUUUUUGGAUAAAGUGCUUGUGGCAGCAAAUAAGGUUGAUGUAAAAGAGAAGCAGAAGAAGCUGGUGGAACAGCUGACGGGACUAAUCAGCAGCGCUCCGGGACCACCGACUAGAAAACUCCUGGCCAAAAACCUUGCUACGCUCUACAGCAUUGGUGACACCUUCACUGUUUUCCAGACUCUUGAUAAAUGCAAUGACAUCAUCAAAAGCAAGGAUGACACACCUGCAUACUUGCCAACAAAACUUGCUGCAGUGGCAUGUGUUGGGGCUUUUUAUGAGAAGAUGGGGAGGAUGCUGGGAAGCUCCUUUCCAGAUACCAUCAAUAAUCUUUUAAAGGCAUUAAAGAGUGCAGAGUCACAAGGUAGAGGAGAGAUCCUUCUGAGUCUGCAGAAGGUGCUCAGUGGACUGGGUGGAGCUGCAGCUUCUUGUCACAGAGACAUCUACAAGAAUGCUCGCUCUCUGCUUACAGACAGGUCCAUGGCUGUGCGCUGUGCAGUAGCAAAGUGCCUGUUGGAGCUACAAAAUGAGGCUGUAUUCAUGUGGACCACUGAACUGGAGAACGUCGCUACUUUGUGUUUCAAGGCCUUGGAAGGGUCUAACUAUGGCGUUCGGGUAGCCGUAGCGAAACUGCUGGGGACAGUUAUGGCCACGGCCCUGAUGCCUAAACAAGCAGCUGUGAUGCGUCAGAAUGUAAAGCGAGCCACUCUGGAGGAGGUGCUGGAGCUCAUGGCCACAGGCUUUCUGCGCGGUGGAUCUGGCUUCCUGAAGAGCGGAGGAGAGAUGUUGAAGGGGGGAGGCUCUGUCAGCAGGGAGGUGCGGGUGGGCGUCACACAGGCAUACGUUGUGUUUGUGACAACACUUGGCGGUCAGUGGCUUGAGCGCAACUUUGCCACGUUCCUGUCGCACGUGUUGGACCUAGUGUCUCACCCUCGGGCCACGCAGACUCACGUUGAGGCUGUGUACUCGCGCCGCUGCGUCUCCUUCAUGCUGCGCGCCACCUUGGGGGGCUUGCUUGGAGAGAAAGCACAAAUCGCAGCCGGCAAAGAAAUCUGCCAAGCCAUCAGCAAGCAAAUGAGGGCUGUGGGUAAGGAGGAUGGGGGGGAAAUAUCACGGUUCAGAGCAUUACAGAGUAAGUACUCAUCCAUUAUUAUCACCUUUUAAUUCGCUCUUCAUUCAGUUUUGAAAUUGUUGCAUGGCUUGUGCUUAUGUUGUGUGCAGAGACGGCUUCUCUUUUUCU
This is a messenger RNA of Neolamprologus brichardi, 1535 nucleotides long. Lineage: Eukaryota; Metazoa; Chordata; Actinopteri; Cichliformes; Cichlidae. The record is from RefSeq and is a predicted model, not a curated record.